This is a messenger RNA of Apis laboriosa (Himalayan honeybee), 5391 nucleotides long. RefSeq names its product DDB1- and CUL4-associated factor 6-like. The transcript has 16 exons. Gene Ontology annotation, biological process: positive regulation of transcription by RNA polymerase II. The coding region runs from base 321 to 2726 and encodes 801 amino acids. Gene Ontology annotation, molecular function: protein binding. Gene Ontology annotation, cellular component: Cul4-RING E3 ubiquitin ligase complex; cytoplasm. NCBI's taxonomy places the organism in Eukaryota, Metazoa, Arthropoda, Insecta, Hymenoptera, Apidae. The record is from RefSeq and is a predicted model, not a curated record.
UCUCGACAUUGUGUGUGUAUAUUCGCUCAGCUGUUCUGGUUAGAAGCAAUCGCGGUUCAUCUGAUUGCACAAAUUUUCGAAGCUUUGGAGUUUAUUUUUAGUACCAGUGCCAUGUCGUCUUGGUAUGAUCCUCGUGGAUUUUUGCUGCGUAAGAGCAUGUUACUUGCUCUUUGAUUUGGUCUAUACAAAAAAAGAUUUUUUUGGUGAUUGACAAAUUUAUUCGUCACUCACCAUAGAUAUCAAAAAUUUGACAUUAAUUUAGAAUCGAUGUACUCCGAAAAUUGACGCUUAAGUUUAACGAUAACAAUUAACAAAUAAUAAUGAAGAAGACACGUUCAAAUAUAUUUCGUGACAUUUAUUAUCAGCCAUACAAUGAUUAUACGAGAAUGAAGCUUUAUUCCAGCAGUAAAGCAAGUCUUCAAAUGAUGCAGCGUAUGGCAUUAUUGAGAAGAUUAAAAGUUCAUAAUGGUUGUGUAAAUUCUGUUUGCUGGAAUGCUACUGGAGAAUUGAUAUUAUCUGGUAGUGAUGAUCAACAUCUUGUCCUUACAAAUGCUUAUAAUUAUGAGGUAUUAACAGAUUAUAAAACCAGUCAUAGAGCGAAUAUAUUUAGUGCAAAGUUUCUGCCUAAUAGUGGAGAUCAUCGGAUAGUUUCUUGUAGUGGUGAUGGUAUUAUUUUAUAUACAGAUUUAAUAAGAAGAACAAAAACAUUUAAUAAUCAAUUUAAUUGUCAUGUUGGUACUACAUAUGAAAUAGCGACAAUACCUGGUGAACCGCAUAAUUUUUUAAGUUGCGGAGAAGAUGGAACUGUGAGAUGGUUUGAUCUUAGAAUAAAGGAUAAAUGUAAUGCCUCAAGAUGUACAGAAGAUGUAUUAGUUUCAUGCGAGAGAGCUAUAACUGCUCUCUCUGUAAAUCUUGCUUCACUCCAUCAAAUAGCAAUAGGAUGUUCUGAUAGUACAGUUAGAAUACUUGAUAGAAGAACACUUGGAACACCCGCCACUGGAUGGACAGAUACACCUGGAGCAGUAAAACCUUUAUGUACUUUCACUGUUCCUGAAUUUGAAGGGAAUUCUUAUAGAAUAACAUCUUUAAAUUAUAGCCCUGAUGGUCAGGAUGUUCUUGUUAGUUAUAGUAGUGAUCAUCUUUAUUUGUUCAAUGUAAAGGACCAAGCUAGUGUACAGUUAAAGAAAGAUAUCGCAGUUAGAAAAGGAGAGGGUAAGAAGCAAAGAUUACGUUCGCCAUUACCAGUACGUAGAUUAAGACUUAGAGGAGAUUGGUCUGAUACUGGUCCUGAUGCUCGACCUGAGUGUGAGGGAGGUCGACGUAGCGGUACAGAAAUUGCUCAAGCCAGACCUGUUCUUCAAACAUCGUUAAUGCAAAGAAUGACGGAUGUUCUUAGUAGAAUGUUAAAUGAUCCAGCUACUAGAGCUGCAUUAUGUGGCGGUGGUGAAGAUAGUUUGGAAGGUGUAAUUGAUCAUCAAGAUAAUACUCAAAAUAGCAACGAAAAUGUUACAGAAUCUAAUGAAGAAAGACGGGAUAACGAGGUCGAAAGAAUGGAAAGAACUCAAAUUCAAUCUAAUCAAGAACAUCAAAUGGAUAAAUCUGAAAAUCCAAGUACUAGUGGCAUGCAAAAUAAUCCUGGAACAAGUCAUUCCGUGGAAACAAAAGAAAAUACAUCAUCUAAUGAUAUUAUGCCUUCAAAUCAAACGAUGGAGGAAUGUUCGCCAGUUGAACUCAAAUCAAAUAUUCCUAUGGAAAUUGAAUCUAGUCUUGUAGAAACUCAAAAGUAUUCUACACAACCGUGUUCAUCGCAUACUUUGGAUAAAACCAAUGAUAUACCAGAAGAUGAUCAAAGUAGCAACGAUGAUUCUCCUUGUAGCAGUAUGGAAAAUAAACAGGAAGGACAUAUGAUGGAAAAUCUUCAAGAUAGAUUGACGAAAAUGAGAGUUGGGUUUCUUGAAAAACACGGCAGCGAACCUGCUGUAAGUUUAACUUAUACGGAUAAAAGUUCAACAAGUGCAACGAUAUCUCUUGGUGUAGCUGAUGAAAUGAUUCGUGAUGGUUAUCACGCUGGACCAUCUGGAACUAGUGGAACUUUCUCAGGCAAAAAUCAUGACAAACACAUACGAUAUAAUGAUAUACAAGAAAAGACUGAUGAGAGCGCUUUUAGUGAUAGCGAUGAUGAAGAUAUACAAUCUGAAGAAAGAUUAGAAAGUUCAGCUGAAACUGAAAUGGAAGAGGCUAUUGGAGAUGUUCGAACACGACGAGAAUCGGUGACUUUCGAUAAAACUAGUGUAACAGAACUUCGUGUGAAGCAAAAAUAUAUGGGGCAUCGUAAUGCUAGUUUCUUUAGGACUAUGAUCAAAGAAGCAAACUUUUGGGGCAACGAUUUCGUCAUGUCGGGUAGUGAUUGUGGCCACGUCUUCAUAUGGGAAAAAGAUACGGCCAGAUUGUGCAUGUUAUUGGAAGCCGACCAACAUGUCGUUAACUGUUUACAACCACAUCCGUACCUGCCAUUACUGGCCACAGCCGGUAUUGAUUAUGAUGUUAAACUUUGGGCACCAAUAAAUGAAGAAUCUAGUUUUGAUGAAAAGUUUGCCGAAGAUUUGAAAAAGAGGAAUGCAGUCAUGUUGGAAGAGACGAAAGAUACAAUGACUGUGCCGGCUGUUUUUAUGAUUAGAAUGCUGGCAUGUCUCAAUCAGAUACGCAGAGGUAGUGAAAAUUUAUAAUACUUUUCAAGAUCUUCCGAUAAUACACUACAUUAGUAUGAUCAACGUAAUUAAGAAUAAUAUACUGAAGAAAUUCGGCCGCUUUUCCCCUUUAAUGUGCAGGACGCGGCCGGAACAGGAGGAGGAGCGGCGACGAGACCGGCGAAUUACGAGGUGGUUAAGAUGUUUCCGGCGAUAUUGCCGUCUGUGAAGACGGGAUCUCAAUUGAAGCAGUCCUUAUCGCAACGUCGACUGAUCAUACUUCGAAUUUGCCUUUGAAAAGGAAAAAGCAAAAAAAAAAAAAAAAAAACGAAAAGAAGAAAAAUCGAGAACAAAAAAACGAAGAAAAAAAAGUCCGUAUAUUUAUGAUGUAUCAUUGCAAAAAUAAUUCAUUUAAUUGUAAGGAUAUUUAAUCUGAUAAGCUUUGAGUAUCAUUAUCGCAACGAGAGAUAAGUUGAUUUCUUUUCUGUACCACUCUUUUCUUCUAUCGCUUCUUUUCUUAUUCUGUUUAUACUUUGUGUUCAAUGUAUCCAAGUUUGUGCAAGUUAAUUGUUUCUGAAAUUAAUUGAAUUUUUAAAGUUAUUUAGUUUGGAGAAGAAGACACACAAAGUUAAAUAUUUUCGAUAUUUUAUGAAAAUUUUAAUGUCAGGUUCGAUUCCAUAAAAGGAACCAUAUAUACAUGUUAUUUAGGAUGCAAAUAAGUGCACUUGUUGAUUGACUAUUUAUUACAUGUUUCUUAAUAAUGUUAUAGCUGUUAUAGUUGAGUGACAAUUGAUCAAAAAUGCACUUUAUUCAUCCCUUCUAUCAAACGAGACUUAGAAUGCACAUAAGAUGAAUAUAAUAUCAGGUUCCAAUUAAGAAUCUGAACCUUGACAUUAUAUUUUUCUUACCAAAUUAAAUAACUUUAUAUCUCCAAAAUUUUAGAAACAAUUACUUAUAAAUACUCUCAAAUUUAAUCUUUCGUAAUAUUCUUUUUAUUGCUGUCUAAUUUAUGUGCAAUUCAAAACUUUUAAGUGCGAUCGUUUUGUCUCGUUUUUCUUUUCCGUGUGAUGAAAUAACGAAGCUUUAUAAAAAUUAACCGAUUUUUUUGAAAUAACUUAUUGAUAGACAGAUAUAGAUGGUCUGAGUUUUUAGAAGUUCGUUCGCUCAAUUCAGAAUAGGAUUCUGAUUCAAUUCAAAAUAGGAAAGCUUGAUGCGACGUAGAAACAAUUGCAAAGAGAUGCGAGCAUUAUUCUUCUAAGGUGCUCAAACUUGAUUAAGGAUUUAUCAAGGAUAAAACGUCGUUGUAGUUGGAUACUACGAUGUAUCAAUUCAAAGAUUUAUUUAUAAUAAAAAUUCUGAAGAACGUAAAAAUACAUCUUCGUAUAUUCCUCUGUACUCCAUAUGUAUAUAUCUUUAGUUUUUCCACUGAUGAUUAAAUAUUAAUCGUCGAUAUCAUCAAAAAUAUGAAAGAUUAACGAUAAAGAAACGAGGGUAAAGAUGAGGAUUCACAGAUAACAUAAGCGGAAAUAAUAAAAUGAAAUGCGAAAUUCGUUCAACAACAAAGUCUAAUUUAAUAACAAAAUAUGAACGCUGCUUUUGUAAUAAAAUUAACCGUAAUUAUAAUGAUCAUUAAAAUAAUAUUAAUAAUAAAAUAAUAACUAUGACGGCGUACAUAAUCGGUUGAGAUAACCGUAAUUAACAUAGGUAACGAAUCCUAAUAUCGAAGAGAGCGAAGCGUAUGAGAUAGAUCGCGUUACAAAUUAUGAUAACGAACUAAUCAAUGGUUUUUUUUUUUUUUUUAAGAAAAAAGAAAAAUUAUAUUCGUCGAUAUGUGAAAUAUGUAUCAGACUGUCGAACGCGAAACGAGAUCCCAGCAGACGAAGAGAAUAUAAUUAAUAAUGAUAUAAUUAAUAAUUAUUAAUAACUAUAGCUGACUAAAACCAGAGUUUGCUGGAUUCUCUUCGAGUGUGAUUGACAAACAAAGAAGAAGGAAGAGGAACGAGGAACGAAAUAAACGUCGAAUGGAAAAAGAAAGGAAUAUAAAACGCAAUGAUUAUCUAUCUUAUCUGUCGCUCGUUCCAAAUAUUAUUUGGCUAACACUCGCUUAAAUUUAUACGUAUGUCUUUAAAUAUUUGCAAGAGAGUUUAUAUCUUAUAUUCAGUGAACCAUAAUAACUAUUGGUGCGUUUCUAUUAACGCAAGUAUGAUAGAAUAUACUUAGCUAAUAUAUAAUCAAUGAGAACAUGAUAGAUAAUUAGUAAAAAUAGUAUACAAUAACGACAGAUACAAAUAACAAUAUAUAUUUAAACGUAGUAAACAAAAUGUGCCAAGAAAAAUUAUUAUACCUUUUAUAUAAUUCAAUAUAAUAGGAACAUAUAUUUGAAACGUUCUUUCAUUGGCAAAUAAUAUUAAUAAUAAACAAUAAUAAUAAUAAAUAUUAAAAAAAGUUGAUAGUUUUGUAUAAAAUAUAUUGUAACAAAAAAAAAAAAAAAUUAAAUAAAAUCUAAACUUCAAAACGAGCGACAGAAGAGGAAGAAUAUGAUAUUAUGCAGAACCGGAAGUGUAGAACGGGAACGGAUGUGUAUUUCCUUGUUUUAUUUCUCUGAACAUUAGGACAAAAUUGUAAUCAAUCGCUUAUCCGUUUACCGUAAAUCCAAUAAUGUCUGUAAUAAUGAAUUAGCGUUAUAUUAAAUGUACCGAUGAGA